Ichthyophthirius multifiliis is the source of this 2334-nucleotide messenger RNA. RefSeq lists its product as hypothetical. The record is from RefSeq and is a predicted model, not a curated record. Lineage: Eukaryota; Ciliophora; Oligohymenophorea; Hymenostomatida. The transcript has 6 exons.
AUGCCUAUAGAUUAAGAGUUUUAUUAUGAAGGAAGUGGAGGUGCAUAUAAUGGUUAUGUUGAAAAAUUUAGGAAAUUCGAAGAUUUAGGAGCAGGUGGUGGAAUCAUAAUUUUAAAUGGUAUAGAUGAAAUUUAAUUAGAUGGUUCUUUAUUGGCUAAUGGAUAAAAAUUUUAAAAUGAAAAUCUAGAAGGAAGUGGAGGUUCUGGAGGAUAUAUUUUUUUAAAAGCUAAUUUUAUUAAAGGAAAAGGAAUAAUUUCUACAUAAGGAGGAGAUUCUGAUGAAAAUGGAAAUAAUGGAGAAGGUUCAGGAGGCGUGAUUCAUAUGUAAAGCUAAAGUUGGGAUAAUUAAGAAAUAUAAUAAGAAUAUUUUGUAGGAGAAAUUAUAUAUUAAAAAGGAAUUAGAAAUUUCAAUAACAUGUAUAUGUAAGAUGAGGAAAUUAAAAAACUAGUUUCAGCUGAUGAUGGAAUUUUUAUACCUCAAAUAUGUCCAUCAGGAUAUUAAGCAAACAAUAAAGGAGGUUGUUAGAAAUGUAAUAUAGGUUAAUAUAAAAAUUUUUUAUAAGGAAAUUGUAAAAAUGUAACUAAUAUAUUUCCUAUAUCAGCUGCUAAGUUAAAUCAUAAAUAAAACAUAUUUGAAAGUUUUUAGGGUUGCUAUUAAAUUUGCAAUGAUUUUGAUUGUGAUCCUGCUAAAUAUUACGUUCUAAACAUCAUUAGUUUCAAAGGGAUAUUAUAUAUUAUUUUUUAUCUUUUUGUUAUUUGUUUAGGUUAUGUUUCUAGAAGAUUUUUAAGAAUGUAGCCUAAAAAAAUUGAUAGUAUUCCCAUACAAUAUGUUAAAUAUGAUUUUGAUGACUAAUAAUUUUCUAAAGAAUGUAGAAACAGUUCUAAUUUCUAAUACAAAGAUCUUCUUUAUCAUAAAUAUAGAUUUUAAAUUUAUGGUAACAACAAUGUAAAUAGUUUUUGGUGUAUGUAAACUUAAAUUCCUGAAAAUACAGAAUUCAUUUUUGAUAAUAAGGAAUUUAAAGAUUUUGCUUAAAAAGUAAACAAGAUUUUAAAAUGGAAAAAAUUUGAUAUAAUUAUUAUUAAAAUUCUUUAAUAUAUAUAUUAUCCUUUAUAUUGGUUUUUCUUACUUCUUAUACAAAAAAAAACCUAUAAAAAAAUUAAAAAGUUCAUUGAUAAUGAGCAAUUUCCUAGAUUUAUAAUAGGAUUAACAGAAUAAGAAUAAAAAUAUAUAAUAAUGAAGAUAAGUAAAAGUGAUGAUUAUUCAUUAUGUUUUUUAGAUAUAUUUAAUUACCAAAAAAUAAAUUAAAAAUACUUUAACAUAAUUUUACCAACAAUAAUUCAUUUUAGUGGAGAAGGAAAUUACUUAAAACCAUAUUACAUUAACAUAAGAGAUCAUUUUUUGUAAAGUCUAUUUUACGCUUGUAUUAGCCGAAGUUAAAUAAAAACUUAAGACAAUUGUAAUAUCGAUGUUUUUUGCGAUAAUUAUAAUUAUCAUCGUUAAAAUGGGAAAUAAUUCGAAUUGUUUAUAGCAAAAUUAAACAAAUAUACAAAUUAAUUAGAUUUUAAUUGCCCUAUUGAAUAAUUAAUAGCACGAUUUACAUAGAUGAUAGAAUAUAUAAAUAAAAUUAACGAAAAACUAUUUUAUAAAUUUGGUUUAAAAGUUUAUUUUUUAAUUAUUGAAAUUCCUUUAAAAAUUGAAAAGUUAAAAAAUUUCGAAUAGAAAAUUACCUUAUUUGAAAGUACAUGGGAAGAGGAAAAAUUAAAAGAAAAAAUAAAAUAAAUAUAGGAAAUUAAGCUCUAUUAAAAAAAAACAGAUAUUAAAUUAUCUUUAUAUUUAUUUAGUGAAAACGAAAAUCCUUUAAAAAUACAAUAAGCCUUAUAGACUUAAUUAGAAAUAAAUAAUGAAUAAGAAUAAUUAAGAAAUUUUUCUAUAAAUAAUAAAUCUAAAUCUAGUUCAGGAGAUUGUACGAAAAUUUAUGAAAACAAAUUAAGCAAAGAACCUGAUAUUUCUAUUUAAUAAACAGUAGAAGAGUACAUGUAAAAUAUAGUUUUAUUAUUAAUUUUAUUAAAACAAAAAAAAGAGAAAAUUAUAUUUAUGAUAAUAUGUACCAAGAUAUAGAUAUAAAUAACAAAAAUUAAGAAAAUGAAGAUGAUUACGAAAAUAAUUAAAACCUCGAAAAAUAAGGACCAGAAAAAAAAAUAUCCAAAAUAAAUUAAUUAAUUUUUCGUUUAAAUAUUUUUACUGGAUAUUUAAGAUUUGUUUGUUUAUCUCAUUGUAGUUCUAAAUAUCCUAAAGAGCUUUUACUUUUUUAUUAACUUCGCUAAUUAUUAUUGA